Messenger RNA from Mucor velutinosus, 3276 nucleotides. RefSeq lists its product as uncharacterized. Gene Ontology annotation, biological process: protein polyubiquitination. Lineage: Eukaryota; Fungi; Mucoromycota; Mucoromycetes; Mucorales; Mucoraceae. The record is from RefSeq and is a predicted model, not a curated record. The coding region runs from base 1 to 3276 and encodes 1091 amino acids. Gene Ontology annotation, molecular function: ubiquitin-ubiquitin ligase activity. The transcript has 16 exons. Gene Ontology annotation, cellular component: nucleus; cytoplasm; ubiquitin ligase complex.
AUGGAUAGUAACAAUCAAUCAAUGUCUGAUGCUGAUAAAAUUCGUCUCAAGCGUUUAGCAAAGAUGCAACAACAGGCAUCAUCGACACCAGAAGGAUCAUCAUCGGCCUCUUCGCCAUCCGCAGCAAAGACAAUCGAGCAAAAGCCUAGCAUUGCCAGCAAACCAGUACUUCAAACGCUGGAUGAGAUAGUGCCAUUGAAGAAGCCCAAGAAAACUGCAGUUCCUGAGAAACCAGCUUCGUCACCUAUACAUACACCUAAAACACCUCCUCAACCACAACAGAAAUUACAGCAGCAACAACCUAUUGUAGUCAAACCAGCCAAGAGCUUUGAAGACUGGCAAGACGAUGUUCUUUCUCGCAUCUUGCAAGUAACCUUGAAUCCCGCCAAUAUGUAUAAGCAAGGAAAGUGUGUUUAUUUGGCCGGUUUAGUGGACGAACUCAUUGAGGAAAAAGAGCCUCAACCCAACAAGCUCAAUCAACAGUAUUUGGAUCGCAUUAUCGUGGCUCGACUCUCCAUCGACCCUACUGAACAACACAGUGAACUUCCUCAAGAUAUUUCAAAUACUUUAUACACUUUGCAUUUCGAUUAUUUGUUGACUUGUUGGAAGACAGCAUUUGAGAUUCGUAGAAAUACACUUCUGAGAAGCAAAAACCUGGAGAAAUCUGUGCUGGACCAGCGAUUAGCCGUAUUGGAUAGUGUUAAGGCAUUGAUUGUGUCCUACUCUGGAUUGGUGCUUCAAAUGCCUGACAUGUUUCCUCAGAUCCAAAAUGCUCCUCUUGGUGCCGCAGAACAGCUUGUACCUCGACUCAAAUCGCAGCCUGAUACACCACAAGGAUUGCCCAGUGAAUAUAUCGUUGAAUUGGUCAACCGUUUUAAUCAAGAUGGAUUGGAUAUGAUUCUCGGCCCUGCUUUGGCAGCCAUGUCAGGUGAACUUCGCUUGCAAAACAUCUUGGGAGAUUGCAAGACCGGCAUUCAAUCGGUAUCUUAUUUGUGUGAGAACAAGGCUAUUGCUAUGAUGGUGGCAGAUCUUCCUGAAUUCAAUCCUUCCAAUGCUACAGCUGCAAAUAUUGAGGAAGUCUCGCUUCUUGGUCCUCUCUUUAGAUUAAGCGCCUACCCUGACGCAGCACCAAAAGUCGCUGAAUCUUACUUUCAAAAUUCAGAAAACAGAAACGCUGCUGAUCUCGAGUCAUGCAAAAACGGCCUCCGAGGCAGUGUUCAGAAUAUUCAGAGAUGCAUGUUUGCCACCAGUAAUUCUAUUGUCAGAGCAGAUGCCAGUUCUAGAGACAAGUUACUGCAGUAUUUUGGACACAUUAUCAAGUUGAACGAAAAGAGAGCACAGAUGCAAGUAGACAUUCAGACAGUAUCUUCUGAUGGAUUCAUGCACAAUAUCGCUGCUGUUCUGUUGUCCUUCUGCGAUCCGUUCUUGGACCUGCGUGCCUCCAAGAUUGAUAAGAUUGAUCCUGCCUAUUUUAGCACAAAUAAGCGCCUGGACAUCUCUGAAGAUACAAAGAUCAAUGCCACCAAGGAACAAUCCGAUCAGUACUAUGGCGGAUCAAAGACGUUGAAGAACCACAACUUUAUCACUGAGACGUUCUUCAUGACUCUUGCAUUCAUGCACUAUGGUCCUAUCCGUGCUCUGGUCAAUUUCAAUGAAUUCAUGCGUGAAUACAAUGAGGUCAAAAAGCAGACUGACAAAGCCCAGGCAGAUGCUUUGCGUACAGCCAAUACCCCUCAAGGCGUCAUGAGCGACUUUGUUGCCAAGCGAAUGAAAGCCAAGUUUGAGCAAAUGACGACCUACCGUUUAGCUUAUGAGACCAUGCUCUUGGACCCCGUCUUUUUGACAGAAGCCUUGCGAUUCUAUGAUCUCGUCAUGGCAUGGAUGAUUCGUCUGGUGGACCCCAAGCACAAGCAUCCCUGGGAAAAGGUCAAUUUGCCUUUGCCUGAUACUGUGCCUGUAGAGUUUGCUAUGCUCCCUGAGUGGAUGAUUGAAGACAUUGUCGAGCUGUUCAUCUUUAUCGGUAAAUACGGUUACGAAACGCGAGUCAUGAUGCAAUGCCCUCAUGAUGAGCUUGUUACGUUCAUCAUCACCUUCUUGCGAAGCACCAAAUACGUAAAGAACCCCUACUUGAAGGCUAAAUUGGUCGAGAUCCUGUUCUUCUUUACUUAUCCCAUCGCCAAGGGAGUUCCUGGUGAACUGGAGUCUAUCCUCAACUCGCAUCCUUUGGCAUUACAACACCUGGUUCCCUCCUUGAUGAAUUUCUAUGUCGAGGUCGAGCAAACGGGCGCUAGUUCUCAGUUCUACGACAAGUUUAAUAUUCGCUACAAUAUCAGUCAUAUCAUGAAGACCAUCUGGAGCCAUCCUGCACAUCGCGCCAAAUUGAGAGAAGAAAGCCAAAACUCCAAUAUAUUCACUCGCUUUGUAAACAUGCUGAUGAGUGAUGUGACCUAUCUCAUGGAUGAAAGUCUGAGCAAGUUGACUGAGAUCCAUCAAAUUCAAUUAGAAAUGAAAGACCAAGCAGCCUGGGAGGCACAAACACCUCAACAUCGUCAAGAACGUGAAGGUAGUCUCCCCUCUUUGGAAAGACAAGCUCAAUCCUACGUUGCACUCGGCAAUGAAACUGUGCACAUGCUCAAAUACAUGACAGCUGAAGUCAUUGAGCCCUUCUUGGUGAAUGAAAUUGUGGAUCGAUUAGCUGCCAUGUUGGAUUACAAUCUCGUGCAACUGGUGGGACCCAAAUGCACUGAACUCAAGGUAGCCAAUCCAGAGAAAUACCACUUCCAGCCUCGCAAAUUACUAUCCGAGAUCAUGGAUGUUUAUUUGAACUUGAACUCGCCUACUUUUGUGGAAGCUGUUGCUCGUGAUGGCAGAUCUUACCGUAAGGAAUACUUUUCAAAGGCUGCCUCCAUCUUGCAAAAGCAUGGUCUCAAGUCAACGGAUGAUAUUCGUGCGCUUGAAAAGUUUGUCAAUCAAGUUGAAUUGGCUAUUCAAAGCGGCGUGGAGGAAGAGGAAGAGUUGGGCGAGGUGCCAGAUGAAUUCUUAGAUCCCAUUUUCUUUACCCUGAUGGAGGAUCCCGUCUUGCUACCUACAUCCCAAGUCAUUGUCGAUCGUGGUACUAUCCGUGCUCAUUUGUUGGGUGAUACUCGUGAUCCCUUCAAUCGUAUGCCGUUAUCCAUGGACAUGGUUGAGCCUGCAACGGAAUUGAAGGCCAAGAUUGCUGAAUGGAAGGCAGAGCAAAAGAAGAAAAAGACAGAUGCCAUGGAUACAAGCCUCUAA